Molecule: messenger RNA, 2156 nt
Organism: Suricata suricatta (meerkat)
Lineage: Eukaryota; Metazoa; Chordata; Mammalia; Carnivora; Herpestidae
Gene: SLC26A10P
Product: solute carrier family 26 member 10
Exons: 18
Coding region: 1-2061 (686 amino acids)
Biological process (GO): transmembrane transport
Cellular component (GO): membrane
Molecular function (GO): sulfate transmembrane transporter activity; bicarbonate transmembrane transporter activity; chloride transmembrane transporter activity
Source: RefSeq, a predicted model, not a curated record
AUGAGUGGGCUACCGGGCGCCAGGACCUGCCCAGGCCUGGGAGAGGCCUCCGACCUUAAGUUCCCUCUGGGCGCCAAGUUCAGGGAACCUCUCACCGAGACUCGGUUCCAGCAGCUCUUCGGGGACGCAGAGCAGGCGCCGGAGCUCCUCGCGGAGCCCCGCUCGUCCCGACUGCGGCGACGGUGGAGGCUGCGGGCCCGCGCUUGCUCCGGGCCGGGGGCGUGGCGCGUGCUGCAGGCGCGGCUGCCCCCGCUGCGUUGGCUGCCCCGCUACCGUUGGCGGGCCUGGCUGCUCGGGGAUGCCGUGGCCGGGGUGACCGUGGGCAUCGUGCACGUGCCCCAGGGCAUGGCUUUUGCCCUCCUGACCUCCGUGCCUCCAGUAUUCGGACUCUACACUUCUUUCUUCCCCGUCCUCAUUUACACCUUGUUGGGUACUGGGAGACACCUGUCCACGGGGACUUUCGCGGUGCUCAGCCUCAUGACAGGCUCUGCUGUGGAACGGCUGGUGCCCGAACCCCUCGGGGGUAACCUGAGCGGAAUCGAGACUGAACGGUUGGACGCUCAGCGGGUUGGGGCGGCUGCGGCCUUGGCCUUCGGUAGCGGGGCGCUGAUGCUGGGCAUGUUCGCGCUGCAGCUCGGCGUCCUGUCCACCUUUCUAUCGGAGCCGGUGGUCAAAGCGCUGACCAGCGGGGCCGCGCUGCACGUGCUCGUGUCCCAGCUGCCGAGCCUGUUGGGAUUGCCCCUCCCGCGCCAGAUUGGCUGCUUCUCUCUCUUCAAGACGCUGGCCGCUGUGCUGACCGCGCUGCCCCGGAGCAGUCCGGCCGAACUGACCAUCUCGGCACUCAGCCUGGCGCUGCUCGUGCCGGUCAAAGAAUUGAACGUGAGAUUCCGAGACAAGCUACCUACCCCGAUCCCAGGGGAAAUCGUCAUGGUGCUUCUGGCCUCUGUACUCUGCUUCACCUCUUCCCUGGACACAAGAUACAACGUCCAGAUUGUGGGACUGCUGCCUGGAGGAUUUCCCCAAGCCCAUCUUCCCAACCUGGCUGAGCUGCCCAGGAUCCUCGCUGACUCACUGCCCAUCGCACUGGUUACUUUUGCUGUGUCCGCCUCCCUGGCCUCCAUAUAUGCAGACAAGUAUAGCUACACGAUUGACUCCAACCAGGAGCUCUUGGCACAUGGUAUCUCCAACCUCAUCUCCUCCCUCUUCUCCUGCUUUCCCAACUCUGCCACACUGGCCACCACCAGCCUACUAGUGGAUGCUGGUGGGAAUACACAGCUGGCAGGUCUCUUCUCCUGCAUAGUCGUCCUGUCAGUGCUGCUCUGGCUGGGGCCCUUCUUCUACUAUCUGCCCAAGGCUGUCCUGGCCUGCAUCAACAUCUCCAGCAUGCGCCAGAUGUUCUUCCAGAUGCAGGAACUUCCACAACUGUGGCGCAUCAGCCGCAUGGACUUUGCUGUAUGGAUGGUCACGUGGGUGGCUGUAGUGAUCCUGAGUGUGGACGUGGGCCUGGCCAUAGGCGUGGUCUUCUCCAUGAUGACUGUGGUCUGCCGCACCCAGAGGGUGCAGUGCCUGGCACUUGGACUUGCUGAAGGGACGGAGCUCUACAGGCCACUCAGAGAGAGCCACAAGCUCCUCAAGGUCCCAGGGCUCUGCAUCCUGAGAUACCCAACACCACUCUACUUUGGGACCCGUGGGCAGUUCCGCCGCACCCUGGAGGGGCACCUGGGGCUUGGAGAAGGAGGCAAGGAGACUCCAAAGCCAGACGGCCCACCUGAUGCAGUUGCUGAACCUGUCAGAGUGGUGGUCCUAGACUGCAGUGGUAUCACCUUUGCAGAUGCUGCUGGGGCCAGAGAGGUGGUACAGCUAGCCAGGCGAUGCCGAGAUGCUGGGAUCCACCUUCUCCUGGCUCAGUGUAAUGCCUCAGUGCUGGGGACACUGACCCAGGCAGGACUCUUGGACAGAAUGACCCCAGAGCAGCUGUUUGUGAGUGUCCAGGACGCAGCUGCUCAUGCCCUGGAGAGACUGGAGACUACUGGCCCCAAAACGUGCACAGUGUGGGUCUGACUCGGUCAUUUGGAGUGUGGAGGGCCCCAACAAUAUGUGUGUGAGGAAUCCCUUCACUUCAUGUAACUAAUAAAACAAAGCUGAAUGCCUCUGGG